UUUGGAGCGAAAGGAAGAGGAAGAAAGGUGAGUCACGUUUUGCCUCGUGUGAAAAUUGAUUUUUUUUGUGGAAAUUUUCGUGAAAAUCCAAACAGGAAAUGUUUAGAAUCAUCACCCGCAACGCAUUCAUCAUGUACAACAAUUCAUUUUCCAGGAAUAUCGCGUCAAAGCCAGUGAUAUUAGCGAAUUUAUCGAGUCGUUUGUCCACGCUGCACACGGAUUUCAUUGAAGACAAUAUGGCACCACACCAGCGUUCAGAUCGAGGUAGUUUCCGCGAUAGGAGGUCCGAUGGGGGUGAUCGCAGGGGCCGCGGUGGUGGUGGCGGUGGUGACAACAGACGCGAUCGUGAUGGGCACGUUUCGAAGCCUGCUGGGAAAUUCACAAUGUCCGCAUCGAUGAGAGCUCCAAAUUGGGACAUGUCGAGUCUGCGCCCCUUCAAGCGUGACUUCUACGAGCCCCACCCAAUGACAAUUAAGCGCUCCCAGACGGAAGUUGAGCGCUACCGCGAAGAGCAUCAGAUUACCGUUGUUGGUCAAGCUCACAAUCCCAUCCAGAGUUUUGGCGAGGUUCGUUUCCCGGACUACGUGAUGAAUGGCAUUCGUCGUCAGGGCUAUGAGAGCCCCACACCGAUUCAGGCACAGGGAUGGCCUAUUGCUCUCUCCGGAUCAAAUAUGGUGGGAAUUGCACAGACUGGAUCGGGGAAAACUCUCGGAUUCAUCCUGCCUGCCAUUGUGCACAUUAACAAUCAACCUCCACUUGCCCGUGGGGAUGGACCCAUUGCCCUCGUCUUGGCACCCACACGUGAGCUUGCCCAGCAAAUUCAGCAAGUUGCCACGGAAUUUGGAUCUGCAUCGUACGUCCGGAAUACGUGCGUUUUCGGCGGGGCUCCACGCUUUGGUCAGGCACGCGACCUUGAGCGUGGCUGUGAGAUUGUCAUCGCCACACCCGGACGCUUGAUUGAUUUCCUCGAAUCCGGCAAGACGAAUCUCCGUCGGUGCACAUACCUCGUCCUCGAUGAGGCCGACCGGAUGCUCGAUAUGGGUUUUGAGCCACAAAUCCGGCAGAUCUUGUCGCAAAUCCGUCCCGAUCGUCAAGUUCUCAUGUGGAGUGCCACGUGGCCCAAGGAGGUGCGUCGUUUGGCGCUUGAUUUCCUCGGCAAGGAUUACCUGCAGGUGAACAUUGGCUCCCUGGAGCUCUCGGCUAAUCACAACAUUCACCAAAUCAUCGAAUUCUGCGAGGAAUUCGAGAAGGAGGACAAACUCAAGCAAAUCCUCGAGCAGAUCAAUCAACACAACAAACCCGGAAAGGUCAUCAUUUUCGUGGAGACAAAACGCAAAGUGGAGCACAUUACGCGUGCCCUACGCUACUACGGGCUCAAUGUUUUCUGCAUUCACGGGGAUAAGUCGCAGAAUGAGCGGGACUACGUGCUGAGGGAAUUCCGCAAGGGUGAUUGCCCUAUUCUUGUGGCAACAGACGUUGCAGCACGUGGAUUGGAUGUCGAAGGAAUCAAUUUUGUCAUCAAUUUUGAUUAUCCACAAAAUUCCGAGGAUUACAUUCAUCGUAUUGGAAGGACAGGAAGGAGUCAAUCAACAGGAACGUCCUUUGCACUGUUCACAAAACAGAAUUGCAAACAGGCUAAAGAUCUUAUUGCUGUACUUCAAGAGGCUAAUCAGGAGGUGAAUCCUAAAUUGAUGGAGAUGGCCCGCAUGGGUGGCGGCGGCAAUGAUGGUCGUCGCUGGGGCCGAUCCGCUGGUGGCGGCGGUGCCCGACGUGGUGGAAUGGGAGGCUAUGGUGGUGCCAAUAAUGGAUACGGCGCAGCUGGGAGGAGGAAUGAUGCUGGACAACGUUUUGGCGGUGGUGCCCCGCGGCAGAAUGGCAUGAGUAAUGGCAACAGUGGCGGCGGCGCAUAUGGUGGACGAACCCAUACCCGAUUCAAUUGAGCACAAAGACCACCUUCCGCAUAUAGAAUCUUUCUGUCUCACCACAUCUCUCUAUAUGUACCUCUAGCUAGACUUUAACUUUUCAAAAUUUAUUUCUCUGAGAAGAUUUAUUAUUAACUAGUUUAACUUGAUAAUUUAUAUUAAUUUCUUCUUAAUUAAUUUGUUUUUUUUUAACUUUUCGUAUUUACGAAUUAAUAGGAAAUAUUAGUUGAAAUAAGAAGAAGUAAUACAGAGAGAAGAGGAAAAAAAUGUAUUUAUAGAUUUUUCCCAAAUUUAAAAAUAAGGAGAAAAAAAGAAAAUAGAAAAGAGAGUAGAUUUUUUGCAGUAGAAAUUCUAAGUGUGAGUGCGUACGGAAAAAAUGUGUGUGACUGUUUUUAUUAAUUUAAAAAAAAUAUGUAGGGCGUAGAAGAAGAAGAAAAAACAUUCCGCAUGACGGAAUAGAAUAAUUUUCAAAUUUAUUUUUCUCAUUUUAUAAUUUCUUUCACUUUAUCACUCUGAGAUAUCUUUCAUUCAUUAUAUAAAAAAAAGAAAAUAUUUUGCACUUCAGGGAAGUGGGACGAGGGUGGGGAAUGUAGCUGAUGAACAUGUAGGUAGUUUAAAUCGAAAAUAAGAAUAUUUUUCAUACAACCUCUGUGUAGCGAAAUGAAAAGAACAUAAAAAAUACUGAUUAAUUUUGUGAAGAAAGCAAAAAAACUGAAUUACAAAAUCAUUCAACUCAGAUUUAAAUAAAAAUCAUUGUCACCACCUUUUCUCUUUUAAGAUUUUUCCUAACAAACUAUGUGUAGAUGUAAUUGAGAAGAUGUAGUUUUAAUCAGUAUAUAAUUAAAUAAAAAAAAAUCACGUAAAAGAGAA
Molecule: messenger RNA, 2792 nt
Organism: Lutzomyia longipalpis
Lineage: Eukaryota; Metazoa; Arthropoda; Insecta; Diptera; Psychodidae
Gene: Rm62
Product: ATP-dependent RNA helicase p62
Exons: 4
Coding region: 99-1940 (613 amino acids)
Cellular component (GO): ribonucleoprotein complex; nucleus; cytoplasm
Molecular function (GO): ATP binding; RNA binding; RNA helicase activity
Source: RefSeq, a predicted model, not a curated record